GGGAAAGAUGAACAAAUUUGCAAAUUUGCCACGUUGGGAAGAAGACUACUUGCUUAAAGAAAAUGGACAAUUCACUUUGUAUGCAGAGGUACAUGAAAUGGGGUUUAAUUAUAGGAUUUACUAGUGAUUUCGUACCAAAAUUGCUCUAUAAAAUGGAACAUGGUAGCCUAACGGGCUAUGUAAAUGACUCACUGUCAAUAUUUGCAACUAAACAUUACAAAUCAACUUUAAAACCGGACACGUGUAGAUAUGUCGGUUACCGCUAUCCACCGGAUCAUCCACUAGCAUAUGAAUUAACACCGCAAUACUGGUACAUACUAUGUUGGCAAUUCAUAUUUCUCGCAAUAUUCGAGCAUUUCGUAUUUGGUGUAACAAAGUUCAUAUCCUACAUAGUGCCGAAUAUGCCACAAUACAUUAAAGAAAAAGUUCAAGCAGACCAAGAAUUUAUACGCACAUUAAGGGAUCGUACCAUUGAAAAUGAAUAAUAUGUACUACGAUCAAUUAUUAUAAAAAAACUGUUAUACUUGUACAUAAUUACGAUAAAAGAAUUUGAAUAUAACUGCGCAUAACAACUGUAAAUUGGUGAUUUAGCACAAAAUUUCCGCGACUUAUUGAAAAUAUGAGUAAAAGUUUAAUAUGUUUUCAUACAAAUAUAAAUACAAUCUUUUUAUCUACUAUAUCAGGACAAUUUGAGAUUCCAUUACUACAAUAAGUAUUU
Molecule: messenger RNA, 718 nt
Organism: Neodiprion virginianus
Lineage: Eukaryota; Metazoa; Arthropoda; Insecta; Hymenoptera; Diprionidae
Product: anoctamin-3-like
Exons: 3
Coding region: 63-485 (140 amino acids)
Source: RefSeq, a predicted model, not a curated record